Elgaria multicarinata webbii is the source of this 3801-nucleotide messenger RNA. RefSeq lists its product as uncharacterized. The record is from RefSeq and is a predicted model, not a curated record. Lineage: Eukaryota; Metazoa; Chordata; Lepidosauria; Squamata; Anguidae. The transcript is spliced from 4 exons. The coding region runs from base 87 to 1010 and encodes 307 amino acids.
GUGAUUUCAUUUUCAGCACAUUCACUGAGUGAUUAUACAUAAGGAAAAAGUAAUGCACAUGUGACUGGGAAAAUCAAACAGCUAUCAUGGAUAAAAGAACAUACCAUGCUUGUCUUGUAAUUUCUAUCAUUGUGCAGGCAGUUCCACUUCAGGCUGCAGACUUCCAGCCACUAAGACAUGAAGACAUGCUAAGCACAAUGUCAACUCAUGAGGCAAGAACAGCUACCACGAUUAGGACAAAAAUGCCCACUGUAUCCAGUAAAGAGACAGCAAACAGCACUAUAUUGCAUAAUGCAAGUUCCAACUGGAAUACAUUUGCUAUAACUGUGAAUACUACCAGCUUUUCCCCUCUGUUGUCUGAUUUUGCACAAAGCACUCACUCUCGUCAUACAAAAGCUAAGAGUUCAUCAGAUAUCACUGCUGAAACAAAAACUGAGGUGGCAACAUUUCCUACUGAGUCGUUUUUGGGAAAUUCUACACAUCAAGCCACUGUUAAAGAUUCCAAAGUCACAACUUCAGCUAUCACAUUGAAACUGACAUCUCAGCCUUCUAGAAGCAUACCACUAAUCAGUAGCAAGGGCUUGGUUUCAGUUUCAGCAAUUCCAUUUCCAGCAGAAGAAGCUGAUUUGAAGAAGUCAGAGGUCAUCCUAACAAUUGGUUUUGCCAUUGUUCUUGCAUUGACAAUUCUGGGAUUCACUGUUUACAUUCUCAAUAAAUACAAAAAGCUAAGGAAUCAGUAUUCUCAUCGCCCACUCUAUGAUGCCUCUUCUGAAAUAGUGGACAGAUAUGCUACUCCGGAUGACACACUUGUAAUAUCAGGAGGUUUGUAUGAUGCACCAAGAUUAUAUAAUCCAAACAUGACGGUAUAUGAAGAUGAUGAGCUUCAAAAUGAAAAUUUACCAUUUAGUACUCAACGUGGACAAUUUAGAUUGGAAUUCUUGCCAGGUGAACAAGAAAAUGACCUUUCCCCAACAUAUGAAACAUUUCAGAUGCCACCAGGAGGCUUAUAACGGUUGGAGCAUAGGAAGCCUUUUAAAGAGGCUAAAAUAAAAGUUUUAACUACAGUGCUCAUUAAACAUAAAAUCCAGCUCAAUUAAAAUAUGAAAAUGAAAUUAAGGAAGUAGGUUUAUUAAAACAAAGACUCUAUUAGAACAUUUCCAACAAUAGUUAACAGUCCUCUGCAACGAUUAAUGUUAUUCAGUUUGGGCCUGUUUCACUGGUGCUAUUGGUUUGGAUCCAGACGUAAAGCUCCAUCACACCACCGUUAUAGUCAGCUGUCGAGGUGAAUUGCAUGCAAAGGACUCAGAUGACACCAACCAUGUCCUGCUGUGAUUGUGAUUGUUCCCCCCCUUCACGACGUAUUUUGGUGCACAAAAAGUCCGGUCCUUCCUGUAACCCGAAAGCACACCACUCAAACUUCAAAGUGUAUUUUCAUCCAUUGUUUUCAAUCCGAUGUUCUGUGAGUGUGUUUUCAAGGGGUGGUAUUGCUGAUGAAAGUGUGUUCAAGGGGUGGUAUUGAUGAUGAGAGGGUUGUGCCUUUUCUCCUCCACCUUUGCUUCAUGACUUGCUUUGGGGUGGUGGGGGAGAGGGGGAUGCAUUGGUAACAUCAUAGAGGGGGGCUGCGUAGCUUCUCUCCCCUUCCCUUUCCCUCAAUUGGAAGUGUGUGACAUGGGGAACACAAUGCAACCUCCAGUGGCAAGUAAUAGGAAUUUUAGUUGAUUAAUCAAUUAAUCUAUGGAUUAAGUUUUCUUGUGUGUUAUAAGCAGUCCCUCUGUAGCAAGAAGAGGUCCCAUUGAACUCUAUGUUCUUACUCCUGAGUAGGCAUUUUCAUCUUAAAAGAAAUGUGGAAAAUGCACCCUCCUUGCCAGCAGCACCCUCAUGUUUAGAGAUAAAUAGAUCAAAAUUUGCUCGGUGAUAAGUCUUAAGGAGGGCUUUCAGCAUGCCCAAUUUGAAUCCAAUUGGAUCAUCCCUCGAUAUUAAGGGAUUUUUUAAAAUGGAAAUUAAAUAAAUGCUUACAUCUGUAUAAGUUUUAAAGAUAAAGAGAUCAAAAUCAGCACAGUGUUAGGUCUUAAGGAGGGCUUUCAGCAUACCAAAUUUGAAUUCAAUUGGGUCAUCCAUUAAUUUUUUUAAUGAUUUUUUUUAAAAUUACCUCCAUCAAAUCUUUUGGAGCUUAUAGUCUAUCUGUGCGAAGGACCAUAGGAGUGCUGUUCCAUUCCUUUGAUCAUGCAAAGCUGUGCAUCUUCAAGUUCAUAAACUACAGAUCUGCUUGUUCCCUUACUCAAAAGUAAAUCCCAUUGAUUUCAACUGCUAAAGUCACAUGCAGGCUUACCUUUGAGUAAACCCAUUGAACAGCAAGAGUCUUACCUCUGAGUAAACAUAUAUUCCAGCUCUAGAGAGCCAUGGAGGGCUUGUGUGUGUGUGUUUGACAGAUGGAGUAUGUAUGAGAGGUGCACCAUGUGAGGAGGGGAGAGGAAGGGGGUGAGGGGAACCGGAUUUGCCUGGUGCCCUUUCCACAAGGCUUGGAUACCAGCUGUCUCCGCAGUUGGCUGAGGAUAACAAUCCCAGGAGGGCUGCAGCGGUGACUUCUUUUCUUAUUCCAGGUGUGGGGAGGGGCUCUGUUUUGCAUCAAGGAAAGGCAGAGAGGCAACCUUGAGUCAAGCAAUGAGGAAGCGAGAGCCCCAUGUCUCUUUCCAUCGAGGUGGGCACUUUACUGAAGUGGGAUUUUCUGUCUCUCUCCAUCACACACCUUUUCUUUCUACCAGCCCGAUCCCAGGCAAUGUUCAGUGCUCCUAACCAGGACUUGCUUCUGAGUAAAGAUGUGUAGGAGGGCACUUUAUGACUUACAGGACAUAUCCACGAAACUAUUUAGGGGAGAGAAGUCCUUGUUUCCCCCAAAUCUGUUCAGCAAUAAGAGAAGCUACUGCUGAGGAAAAAGCAAAGCAACACCCUAGUAGCCCCAUGACCAUCACAGUCAGUGCAGCGGGGACGGGGAGUUGUCCAACUACCAACAACCAAUAAAGUGUAGGGGGAGGUAUGAAAGAGAUCCGUGGGUGUAAGCAAUAGCUGAUUUGUAGGUGCACAAGGGAGAAGAGGUAUAAAGAUGCACGAACCCUAAAAGCUCACAGAUGUAAGUGAUCAGUGCUUCACACGCUAUUGAAAUGAAGGGGAAUAAUACAAGGGCAAAAGUGUAGGUGUGAUGGAGCUUGUAGAGUAGACCCACUAAAAUCAAUUCAUUAAAUGGAUCUACCCUAACUAUUCAACCAAUUAUGCUUAAUUGAAUAACAUCAAUCUAUUCUGAUUCAUUUUUCAAUGAAACUCUAUUUUUACUAACCUUUUAAAAAAAUUAUUGAAGUUCUUAUCUUUUUGUAUUAACCUACAUAUGCUGCUGAGCAUGCAGGAGUCCUUUCCUCCCUCUCCCUCCCGGUCCUCAACUGGGCACACACUGGAGUGCACCAACCAUUAGUUUCAAUUACAGCCACGGGUUAUCCUUCCAUGUAUACAUCUUUCUCCUUCUAAGGGCCCUGCAUACAAGUUAAUUAUUUACAAGAGCAGGCAAGGGGCAGAGGUCGGGGAGGAAAGAGAGUUCAGCCCUACACUAAUUCUUUCCCACACAUGCAGCUGUACCUGCAGGGGGGUAGAUGAGGCCCUAAGAUUUUGGGGAAGGAUUUAAUUCUUGAAUUAUUCCAGGGUUCAAUACUUUCAUAACACUAUUUUAAAAAUAAAAGUUAAUGUAACAAGGUGCAACAAAAAUAGAGUUGAGUUUAAACAUGUUAAACAACACAAUUAGUUCUACAAUAGUAG